Molecule: messenger RNA, 1436 nt
Organism: Harmonia axyridis
Lineage: Eukaryota; Metazoa; Arthropoda; Insecta; Coleoptera; Coccinellidae
Gene: Spx
Product: splicing factor 3B subunit 4
Exons: 4
Coding region: 122-1273 (383 amino acids)
Biological process (GO): positive regulation of mRNA splicing, via spliceosome
Cellular component (GO): nucleolus; U12-type spliceosomal complex
Molecular function (GO): RNA binding
Source: RefSeq, a predicted model, not a curated record
GUAGUUUGUGUUGACUAUAUUGUGGCCGGUUCUAUAAGUUAUAAAAAGUUUGAUUUAAUUUUCCAAUGUCGAAUAGGAAAUAGAUUUGGUGCACUCAUAGGUAGAAAUAUUCCCAUUCACGAUGGCUAAUGGGCCUAUAGCAGAAAGAAAUAGAGAUGCCACUAUAUAUGUUGGUGGUCUCGAUGAUAAAGUCUCAGACUCAUUACUCUGGGAAUUAUUUGUACAAGCUGGACCCUUAGUGAAUGUUCAUAUGCCCAAGGAUAGGGUUACGAUGAUGCAUCAAGGAUAUGGCUUUGUUGAAUUCAUGGGAGAAGAAGAUGCCGACUAUGCUAUCAAAAUUAUGAAUAUGAUCAAACUAUAUGGAAAGCCGAUUAGAGUUAAUAAAGCCUCAGCACACCAAAAAAAUUUGGAUGUUGGGGCGAAUAUAUUUAUAGGAAAUUUAGACCCUGAAGUAGAUGAAAAGCUACUCUACGAUACAUUUUCUGCAUUUGGUGUUAUACUUCAAACUCCGAAGAUUAUGAGAGAUCCAGAUACAGGAAAUUCUAAAGGCUUUGCAUUCAUUAAUUUUGCCAGUUUUGAGGCCUCUGACGCUUCAAUUGAAGCUAUGAAUGGACAAUACUUAUGCAACCGAGCAAUUUCCGUUUCUUAUGCAUUCAAGAAGGAUUCCAAGGGAGAACGUCACGGUUCUGCUGCUGAAAGAUUGUUAGCCGCCCAAAACCCGUUAUCACAAGCUGAUAGACCUCAUCAGCUGUUCGCUGAUGCACCACCAAUGGGUAUGAUGCCUCCGGGUAUGGCUAUGGCGCCUCCUCCACCACCAGUUUUGAUGGCGGGUAUGAUGCCUCCACCUCUCAUGGCACCUGGAAAUAUAGCACCACCUCCACCUCCUCCUGUUCCCCCACCAACAGGUUUUCCUUCUGGUAUACCUCCCCCUCCUUUACCUCCUACCCAGCCACCUCUUCCACCUGGCGCACCCCCUCCACCUCCUACCUCUUCAUCUGGAGCAAAUGCUAGACCUCCACCCCCACCAAUGCCACCAGGAGGUGGUCCACCAAGAAUGAUGCCUCCCAUGUGGCCAGGUGUACCAGCUCCACCUCCAGCUCCUCCUACUAGCAAUGCGCCACCAUUCAUGGGUGGAUUUCCACCACCACCCCCGCCAGGGGGUAGACCCCCACCACCGAAUUGGAGGCCGCCACCUCCCAACUUCAUGGGAAUGCCUGGAAGACCACCAUUUCCCCCACCACCAACUAGUUCGGAAGAAAAUAGUUGGGGCUAACUUUGAAAUUGAAUUUCACCAAAUGACAUUCAACAUUCUUGUUUUCAAGGUAGUUGUUAUAUACUUUGAAAUAUGUAUAUACUGUAUUUCCUAAUGUUCUUUUUUAUCAACCAUUUGUAUUUUCAUACAGUUUCUGAAAAAUGGAAUAAAGUUAAAAAUUCGA